AAUGAAGGUCCGUUUGUAAUAAAUGCUAGGUAUAAACAGUUUUCCCGCGCGAAGAUCAUCAUGGCGGGCGUGAUAGCAAAGAACAGCCUCCAGUACUAUGUGGUAGACAGCAAUGAGGCCCUGGAGUUUAAGCUGGUGCGGAGACCUGAGGACCUUGAGGAUGACGAGACAACCUUCAAGCCAGACAUGUCCCACCAGGUAUACGGGGACAGCGAGCAGAUCUUUGGGUACAGUGGCCUGCGCAUCAAGCUGUACUACACCGCGGGCCGCCUCGCUACCUACCUCGCCCACACCUACUCUGACAAGAUUCACCCAGACAAGUAUGAUGGUGUGAAGCCCGACGAGGUGAUCAAGCCCAUAGCUGAGAGGAUUCCGCCGGGCUACCUCACCAACCUGGAGGACUUCACCGCCGCCCUGCAGAAAGAGGCAACCUUCAGGCCCUUCGGAGAGCUGGAGAGAAGGUUCACAGCCCGGUCAGAGGAAGGUAAGGAGAGAACAUUUGAGGUGUACCGGUGCUGUGUGUCCACCCCCGGCUUCCUGGAUUACCACGAGCACUUCCAGACCUUCAUUCUGUGGUACAUUGAUGCCGCCUCCUACAUCGACGUGGAUGAUGACAAGUGGAGAUUUUUUGUCACCUAUGAGAAGUACGAGUUUGAGGGUCGUCAGCAGUAUGCGUUCACGGGCUACACCACCAUCUACGAGUACUACGCCUACCCUGCCAACGUGCGGCCCAGAAUAUCCCAGAUGCUUGUGCUGCCCCCCUUCCAGCGCAUGGGCCUCGGGGCGGAGAUGCUAAACACCAUCUACUCCAAUUACCAGAGCGAUGCCAGGGUGCUCGACAUAACAGUGGAAGAUCCCUCGGACGACUUUGCUCGCCUCCGUGAUUUUGUGGACGCCAAGAACUGCCUCAGCCUGGACAGCUUUAGCAAAUCCAAGUUAAACGAAGGGUUCUCCCAGGCCAUGGUGGAGGAGGCACAGAAGAAACUCAAGCUGAACAAGCGUCAAGUCCGCAAGGUGUACGAGAUCAUCCGUUUGCACUUCACCAACCGUGCCGACAAGGAGGCCUACCUGCAGUACCGGCUGGAGGUGAAGAACAGACUCAACGUGCAGUACAAGAAAGAGGACCGUGACAUGGAGAAGCUGAAGAAGGUUCUGAAACCCGAGGAGUACGCUGCCACCAUGAGCAUCACCAGCCGAGAGAAGCGUCUGGAGAGCCUGGAGCGACAGUACUCGGAGCUGGAGGAACAUUACCUCCGCGUGCUGGAGAGACUCGUUAUCUCCUGACCUCUCCCUCCGACCUCCAGCCUCUCCCUUCUCCUUUCCUCCAAUGCUGACCUCUACAGGAAGCCACUGAACUAAACUUUCCCUCCCCUUAGGUGUUAGUUUCUCUGUCUUAUGUGUUUGAGUUUAGACAAUAAAUCUUUUUACAUACA
Molecule: messenger RNA, 1433 nt
Organism: Eriocheir sinensis (Chinese mitten crab)
Lineage: Eukaryota; Metazoa; Arthropoda; Malacostraca; Decapoda; Varunidae
Gene: Hat1
Product: histone acetyltransferase type B catalytic subunit-like
Exons: 10
Coding region: 61-1284 (407 amino acids)
Biological process (GO): subtelomeric heterochromatin formation
Cellular component (GO): nucleus
Molecular function (GO): histone H4 acetyltransferase activity; histone binding
Source: RefSeq, a predicted model, not a curated record